AUGACCUUGUUUGAGGAGGAUGUCGAAGAUGAGGACAAGGAUAAGUGGAUUGUGUGGUUUGAUGGUGUGUCUAAUACACUAGGCCAUGGGAUAAGGGCAAUAUUGGUUUCCCCGAAUAAACAAUAUAUACCUUUCACGGCUAGUUUGUGCUUCAACUACACAAACAACAUAUCGGAGUACGAGGCAUGUGCCCUUGGGAUCCGAGCAACGAUCGACUUUAGGGUCAAGUUACUCAAGGUAUACGGGGACUCGGCAUUGGUGAUUCAUCAGUUGAAAGGUGAAUGGGAGACCAAGGACCACAAAUUGGUGUCUUACCAGGCUUACAUCAGGAAAUUGAUGGAACUAUUUGAUGACAUAUCAUUUCAUCACAUUCCUAGAGAGGAAAAUCAAAUGGUCGACGCCCUUGCCACUCUAGCGUCUAUGUUCAAAGUGAGCUUGCAUGGAGAUUUGCCAUACAUUGAAUUCGGAUGUCGUAGUGAGCCUACGCAUUUCUGUUUGAUAGAAGAAGAGGAGGAUGGUAAGCCUUGGUACUUCGAUAUCAAAUGUUACAUUGAAGACAAGGAAUACCCACCUAAGGCCUCUGACAAUGAGAAGAGGACAUUAUGA
Molecule: messenger RNA, 606 nt
Organism: Glycine soja
Lineage: Eukaryota; Viridiplantae; Streptophyta; Magnoliopsida; Fabales; Fabaceae
Exons: 1
Coding region: 1-606 (201 amino acids)
Molecular function (GO): nucleic acid binding; RNA-DNA hybrid ribonuclease activity
Source: RefSeq, a predicted model, not a curated record